UCGCAGUACCUUAUUUAAAGUUCUCGCCCCAUCCUCCCUCGUCAACCGAAACCUUUCGCAUUCGUCGCCCGGACCACUUGCAACCUGCACCUUGCAACCACCUCUACAUUCGCUUUUACGCCUUUCUCCAGCCUGGGAAUGAUCCCAAACUCAGCUCUCUAAAGUCUUGCCAGUAUUAGUGCCGCUUCAUCGACUGUAAGCAACAUCAUGUCAAAGCGAAAGAGCGACGACUAUGUCGAGAACAUGGCGCAGGGAGAUUGCAGCGCCUUCGUGGAUAUCCGGCCGCCAUGUCUUCCAGGAACGACGACGAUCGAGAAGCUUCCCAUCGAGCUUUUGGAGAGGAUCUUCGAAUUCGUCGGCGAAAUUGCUUACGUCUCAGGACGAGACCGGGUUGACUUUCCCGACGAUGAAACACCGUGUCCCUUCAUACCUCGAGAUAGGCAUCUAGAAGUCCCCCGUCGUACAGAGCCCACGCCUUACGACUAUCUUCGAUCGUCAUCACUUGCGUCUAGAGCGUUCACGGCACCCGCACAACGGGCCCUCUUUAGGGUUAGCAUGACGCGCAGCUCCAUAGGCAUGCUCCGUCUACUCCGUAGCUUGCUGGAAUACCCGGCAAACCGGAAGUAUGUGCAGUGGCUUGUGGCGUCUCCGCUGCCCCGCGAAAAUCUUAUCGGCCGUCAAAACCCUCCCGACAUCCUCGAUCCUAUAUCGGCGUCGGUACAAACUCUCGGCCCACUCUUACACACACCUGCCUUGGACCAGUUGCGGAACGCCUGCUUCUUCCGUAGCCUGUUGCUACCUUUUGUCUCGAGGAGUCCUGAAUCGGUCAGCUCAGAUACUGCUGCAUCGGAAAGGCAGAUUACCUCUACAGACACCUCGCGACCAUCCCACUACAUUGUGGGAGACCACAUCCUAAGGGCGAUCUUGGAGCUUUGCCCUCAGAUCAGGGGGGCUAGGCUGUUCUAUCGGAAUACCUGGAUUCAUUGGGGAUCGCGCCCUUUGACACCAAAAGCCUUUCCAUACCUGACAGAUGGUCUCUUAGGUCAAGAUUGCUUCAGGCUCAAGUCCCUAACAUUGGACGUCGGUGCACUCUCGUAUUCACUGCUACAAUUGCGUCAAUGUGUACCUGGAUACCCUAGCGGAUGUCCUCCCACCGUCGAGUAUCUCAAAAUCGUGGGCAACGACGAUGCUGGAUUUGAGAUUCCCCUCGACGACUUGUACGAAUGGCUCAGCACCAACACAAAGUUGCGGGAACUGCGAAUGCUUCAAAGAUGUGAUUGGUAUCCCGGGGCUGGGCCCAAGAAGCAUAACUGGAACACAAUACUUCCAAUGUUCAAAGAUACCCUGGAGCUUAUCGUCAUAGACGGAAAUCGCUACUUCGAAGGCACGCACUACGUGGGGGCUCGGUUCGGGCCCAGCGGGAUGCUUGACUGUCUACCGCAGCUCAAAAGGCUGGCUUACCUGAAAGUACCCCUACACUACCUCAGGGACGAUAUGCCGGAAUUUCAGCCGCCAAAUAAUGACUGGGAGGACUUGGGACUUGUCGUUCUGCCUGACGGCUCGGCAAUGAACAUGGAUGAGUACAUGACUGAGCUUCUGCAGGUGGAUGAUGAGCAGGAGGACGAUGAGCAAGUGAGCGAUGAGCAGGAGAACAAUGAGCCGGACAAUCGUCCGUCUUGGCAUAGUGAAUUGCUGGGCAUUCGGAUACACGGUCCCGGUGACGACCAUAACAUCCUCGGCCUCAUUCAAGCUGAACUUCCACCGUCAUUGAGAAAACUGGAUGUCGUGGUCGUUGAACCAAGUAUGGAGGAAGAUGAGGGUUACGCGUGGAGGACCAUUGAGUUUUCGUUCUAAACCGCAUCGAAUUUUGCUAGGACGCGGGAGGUCCCGGAUAGAGGAUAUGAAACCUUCACAAACACGUCAUGCGUUGGAAUCUGGUGUUGAUGCUGGCAGAGAGAGUUUGAGCACUUGGCUGAUUCAUGGGCCCUGGCCCCCGGGUUGACAAGAGCAUGGAACAGUUCGAAUCUUUGCC
Molecule: messenger RNA, 2032 nt
Organism: Neurospora tetraspora
Lineage: Eukaryota; Fungi; Ascomycota; Sordariomycetes; Sordariales; Sordariaceae
Exons: 2
Coding region: 208-1854 (548 amino acids)
Source: RefSeq, a predicted model, not a curated record